Saccostrea cuccullata (small rock oyster) is the source of this 1726-nucleotide messenger RNA. RefSeq lists its product as uncharacterized. Gene Ontology annotation, cellular component: dystroglycan complex; sarcolemma. The coding region runs from base 1 to 999 and encodes 332 amino acids. The record is from RefSeq and is a predicted model, not a curated record. Gene Ontology annotation, biological process: morphogenesis of an epithelium; axon guidance; muscle attachment. The transcript has a single exon. Gene Ontology annotation, molecular function: calcium ion binding; laminin binding. Lineage: Eukaryota; Metazoa; Mollusca; Bivalvia; Ostreida; Ostreidae.
AUGAAGCUGGAUCCUGAAUAUUUCUAUGAUGCAGAGGAUGGAGACACAAGACAGCUAACUGUUACCAUGACAACAGGCUAUGGUAUUCCAUUACCUAGCAACCAUUGGAUACAAUUUGAUACUGAUGAUCAGGUGAUUUAUGGCUUAGUCCUGAAUGAAUCUGCUGUGAGAAAUGAAGUAUUACUGGUGGUAGCAGAGGAUUCUUGUGGACAGUCUUCCCAUGAUGCAGUUGGAGUUGAGAUAUCUAGGAAAUUAAAUGAAAUGUACACCAUUACCAAGCAUGGAUUUGUGGUGGAUUUUUCAGAUGACCCUAUUUGUCCAGUAAAGGAUCUGAGAAACUUGUAUGUUUUUGUAGAGGAACUUAAAAAUUGGUUCAACAUCAGCAGAGAAAUAUUUAUUACUAAAAGAGAAAAUUGUUCACUUGUUUUGUUAAUGACAGAGGAGAGUGAAACAAUAGAUAUCAUUUCUGCUGAAGAAAGCAAAAUUUUAGAUGAGAAAGGAGAACUUACCAGAGAAUUUUCAUGCUUCUUUCUGCCAGGGUUCAGGAUUACAAAAUUUGAACAUUUCACACAAAACCAUUCACUAGUGGAAGAAACCACAAAUAUUCCAUUCAUUCGAUUUAAAUCAGACAUCAACCUUUGGUUUGAGAUUGUGCUCCCUGUUAUAAUCCUACUAUCCAUCCUUAUUGUGAUGAUCGUCAUUGUGUAUGUCUGUUGUACAAAGAGGAGGAAGCAGUACCUACUCCACUCAGACAAGCCCAUGUUCCUGGAGGAGAGGAGACCCGUCAUUUUUCAGACUGAGGUCCCUGUGGAGGACCCCUCUCUUUGUCCCAGGAACCCCACCAUUUUGUCACGUGAUGACGAGCUGCCUUCAUCUGAAGUGGACCUGAUCGAUCAAAGGUCACUUCCCUCCACCCCCGACUACAACCCUCUCACUACAAUACCACCUCCUGUUUAUAGGGUACCCCCUCCCUACACCAAUAAUCAUCAGUACUGGUAACGCUAGGUCAAUAACAAAGUCAACGCCUGCUUUUAGGGUCUGGUAGUGCUUAUUUGAUAUCCAGUCAUUUCAUGCCUAUAUGGUACCUCCUCUGUACACCAAUGAUCACCAGUAAUGGUGACAAUAAGACAACAACCAACCUUGAAUUUAUUUUUUAAAAUGCCAUUGUUAAAUUUGGUGAUUUAUUAAGCAGAACUUUUGUCAUUUACAAGCUCUGUUGAUAAGUUAUGCUAGGAGGGAAAACCUAGAGAAUCUGGUAGCUUCACUUUAUGUGAAGUGUGGAUAUUUGGAAUAUAUUAAAUAAUGUGAUGAUAUUUCAUGGCGAUGAUGAAUACUAGUAUUGAGUGACUAUGCAUCUCCCAUGAUUGGAUAUUUAAAAUUUGCAUAGAAUAUGUCAUCAAAAUAUACAGUGAAGCCUGUAUACUUUCUAGCUGCUUCACUGGCAAUGUUUAAUUGAAAUUUAUUCUUCUUUUCUAUCGUGUCACACUUUUUAAAUACAUGUACUAGGCAUCAUUAUUCAAUUUUAUUGCUGAUAAAUAAUAGAGCUAGGUAUUGGCCAAAGAUUUCAAAUUGCAAUCUAUAUAUAUAUUAUGUGAUAAUUUAACUGUAUUUUGUUAUGUAUAACUUUAAUAUAAUACACACAGAAUGUACAACACUGUGAUUUUAAUACAUCUAUGCUCUGAAAUACAUUACACCCAUUAAACAGUGUUGUAUUAUACCAUGUAUA